AUCCUUUUGUCUAUACACGCUUCAUACAAUCCUGACUUUUUACCUUCUCUGUCUCCCACUGCGAUGAACGCAAGGAACACGAGCCUCGGAGCGUUCGAGACAUGUACCAGGAAUCAAUGUCUUGCCCUCAAGCUCGAACCCGCCGAUCCCAAAAGAAAAUCCUCCUUCUCCAUCCUCGCAUCUCCUCGUUUCGAAGGAAUCAGAUUUGUACGUUUCUGGAAAAUGCUAUCCAUUGCUAUGCCGCACUGGAAAGAAGCAAGGGAACCCAUUCGCUUGUCAAGAAAGUAA
Messenger RNA from Periconia digitata, 288 nucleotides. The record is from the annotation of a GenBank genome assembly. NCBI's taxonomy places the organism in Eukaryota, Fungi, Ascomycota, Dothideomycetes, Pleosporales, Periconiaceae.